Molecule: messenger RNA, 1806 nt
Organism: Phoenix dactylifera (date palm)
Lineage: Eukaryota; Viridiplantae; Streptophyta; Magnoliopsida; Arecales; Arecaceae
Product: DTW domain-containing protein
Source: RefSeq, a predicted model, not a curated record
UUUGUCUAAAUGAAGGCAAUGGCGUGAAGGUCGCCAAUGCCGGCCGGUUUCCCGACCGGAACCAGUUUCUCGGCGAUCCGCCGCUCUCUCUGCUCCUUCCUCUAUCCCUUUUCCAUCCAAAUUUCCAAUCUCUCCCGAGGCCUAACCCUAACCCCAGAGAUGGGGAGCCAGGGGCCCUCAAAGAGGCCCUUUUGCCUCGACUGCUCCAAACCUGCCCGCCUUUGCCUCUGUUCCCGUCUCCAAAUCCCGCCUCUCGAUAACUCGAUCGCCGUCACCAUCCUUCAGCACAGUUUGGAGAAGAAUCAUCCUCUCAAUUCCACAAGAGUUGCCAAAUUAGGGCUUAAAAACCUCGCCGUGAUCCCUGUUACCGAUGUAAAUUUCCAAGCCCAGUUCUUGGUUCGCCCGCUGCAAUUUAAUCGAGAGAUCAGGUCAUCUCUGAUCGAUGGAAACUGCCAGGGGAAGCCGGAUUCAGGAGAUUCGAAUUCUUUGACAACUCAGGUUGCUAGUAAUGAUGAUUUGGGUCGGGGAGUUCUUGAUUCUUACACCAAAGUUUUGGAAACAGAUAUAAAGGAUGAUGUUGCUCGAGUUUCUGGAUUACAGACCGAUAAGCAAAUUGUGCUGUCAUCUAUAUCUGGAUCCGAAGAAGAUGCCCAGAACGAACCAUUUCAAUCAGAAAGAGUGGAUUUUGAUUGUAUUAGAGAUUGCAGAAAAGUCAUGGAAGGCUCUGUCACAACAACCGAGGAUAAAUGUAGUGUAACUUGCUUCAGUAGUUUUCUCACAAUGACUGUUGAGCGCUCUGCAAAGCCCAACAUCAAUUGGGUUUUAGAGACUCCCAUUGGUAGAGCUGCAAUUUCAAAUGGUUUUAUGGUUAGCAAGUUGCAGAGGAAGCAAUUACAGGGAAGUGAGGUAUUUCAAGACUUUAUGGAAUUUGACAUUGUCAUACCUCCUGGCUCAGCCCUCCUCUUUCCAAGCGAGAAAUCAAUCAGUUUGGAAGCAGUGGAUUUUGAGGUGAAGCAUUUGCUUGUUUUGGAUGGCACAUGGUCAAAGGCAAAGCGGUUAUACCACGAGAAUCCGUGGUUAAAGUUUUUGCCACACUUGAAGUUGGAGUCAGGGAAGGAGAGCUUGUACAGUGAAGUGAGGCAUCAGCCAAAGGCCUGGUGCUUGUCUACCAUUGAGAGCAUUGUUUGUGCCUUGAAGACACUAGGGGGCGAUAAAGAUGGGUUAGACAACCUUUUGGACGUGUUCGCGUCUAUGGUUGAGGAUCAGAGGCGCUGCAAGGAAGAAAAGUUCAGAGCAAUGUCUUUGUCAUGAGUGCAUUUGUUGCCUUUGGUUCUCUAAUUUUUCUAAGUUCAUAAAAAUUGUGGAGGUAGGGAUGGAAUCGAAGAUUGAAUGAUCUUUGAAUGCUUUCAAGUCCGGAGAUGCUGCCAUUGAUGGGAUAAGAAUAUGCCAUACCAAUUGCGGGAGCCUAAUUCUUUACUGUUUCACUGAUACCACUGCAGGUGAUUUUUUUAAAGCCUGAAAUCGUCAUCAAUGAUAGGAUUCUAGAUUGAAGGAAAUAGAUAUUUAGUGUUUUAUUUCCUUUUGAAUGGUAGAUGGAUGUCUUUGAUCUCUCGAUUGUUGCCAUUUUUUUUAAUUCCAAGUUGAAGCCCAUACAGAUUUUUCAGAUUUUUGGCUUUAGAAGCAAGAUCAUCUGUUACUUUGUUGAGAUACAAAAACAUGUGUCGAAUAUAACUUAGAGGAAACGACCAUUUUCGGCAAUAAAUGUAAUUCUUGCAAUGAAAUUCAAUUUUGUUUUUGGUUGUCUAA